AUCUGCUGCUUUCCAUCAGAAUGGCUUCAACCGAGCUGAAAGAGGAGCUGAAUUGUUCCAUCUGUCUGAGCAUUUAUACAGAUCCCGCCAUGCUGAACUGCGGUCACAACUUCUGCCGGGUCUGCAUCGGCCGGGUCCUGGACACCCAGGAAGGAAAUGGGCUCUUCACCUGUCCCGAAUGCCGGGCGGAAUUUCAGUCCCGACCCGCUCCGCAGAAGAACUUGAAGCUCUGCAACAUCGUUGAGUGCUUCCUGUCGUCGCGACCGAUGCAAGAGCAAGCCGGGAUAUUCUGCACCUACUGCGUCCAGUCCCCCGUGGCGGCGGUCAAGACCUGCCUGCAGUGCGAGACCUCGCUGUGUGACGUCCACCUCCGGGCGCACAGCAAGCUGGUGGAGCACACCUUGACCGAACCCACCACGUCCCUGGAGAACCGAAAAUGUGCCAUACACAAGAAGCUCCUGGAGUACUACUGCCCCGAGGACGCCGCAUGCAUUUGCGUGUCCUGCUGCGCCUUCGGAGACCACCGUGGGCACCAAGUGGCGCUCCUCUAUGAAGCCUCCAAGAAGAAGAAAGAGAAGCUGAAACUGGUCAUGACCAGGUUGACGUCCAAGGCGGCAGAGACGGAGAAGAGGGUGCAGAGUUUGCAGGAGCACAAGCAGAAGGUGGAGGAGAACGCAGCGGCCCUCACGGAACGCGUCAACUUGCUUUUUAUGGAAAUGCGGGACCAGCUGGAGGUCUUGGAGAAGAAGGUCCUGAAGGAGAUCACCAGCCAAGAAGAACAAGUCUCCCAACACGUGUCCCACCUCAUCCAACAGCUGGAGAUUGAGAAGGAGGAGCUGGCCAGGAAGAUGCACCAAAUCGAAGAGCUGUGCAGCAUCAACGACCCUCUGACCGUCCUGCAAGGAAGAGACAACAUCGGCUACGACCCCGAGGAGGACGGACAGGAGGACCGAAAGAGGGACGACAAAAAAGUUCACCCCGUCUGCGACCUUGACGAAGGACUCAUCUCGGUGAUCCUCCACACGGCCUUGAAGGACAUCGUCACCUGUUUAAAGUCGAAGCACGGCUUCAACAUGCAGGUGGCCUCGGACAUGCUCCUGGACGUGAACACGGCGGGGGACUACGUGGCCGUGUCGCGGAAUCUAAAAAUGGCUUCCUGGUCGGAGACGAAGCAGUGCCGCCCCAAGACGCCCGAGAGGUUCGUGAACUAUCACAUUCUGAGCACCCGGAUUUUCACCAUGGGCCAGAACUACUGGGAGGUGGAGACCAGCGAGUCCGGUUACUGGAUGGUGGGGUUGGCCUAUCCCAGCAUAGAACGGAAAGGGGACCGGGCCGUGACCGGCUACAACAAGAAGUCGUGGUGCCUGCGCAUGUCGGACAAAACCCACUCGGCCAUCCACGACUCGAAGAUCAACCCCUUGUACCCGGAAUCGGCCGUGCAGAGGCUGGGCAUAUAUCUGGAUUACGAGGCCGGGCGGCUUUCCUUUUACCAGCUCAGAGAUACCAUCCGGCACCUGCACACCUUCAUUGCCCACUUCACGGAGCCCCUCCAUGCCGCCUUCUGCGUUUACAACCAAUCCUGGGUCAGGAUUAGGAGCUAAGGCACCGGCCAUGUAAAGCGUACCUGCCAUUCGUGGAAAGCAAGGGUGGAGCUGGACCCGUGUUCAAGAGACUGCAGC
Messenger RNA from Nanorana parkeri, 1679 nucleotides. Its product is annotated as E3 ubiquitin/ISG15 ligase TRIM25-like. The record is from RefSeq and is a predicted model, not a curated record. Gene Ontology annotation, molecular function: zinc ion binding; protein binding. The coding region runs from base 21 to 1601 and encodes 526 amino acids. Lineage: Eukaryota; Metazoa; Chordata; Amphibia; Anura; Dicroglossidae. The transcript has a single exon.